Messenger RNA from Caenorhabditis elegans, 2608 nucleotides. It is a transcript of the gene F56G4.6, whose product is annotated as Rod_C domain-containing protein. Bases 17 to 2548 code for a protein of 843 amino acids. The transcript has 11 exons. NCBI's taxonomy places the organism in Eukaryota, Metazoa, Nematoda, Chromadorea, Rhabditida, Rhabditidae. The record is from RefSeq and is marked reviewed.
GUAAUAAUAAAAUAAAAUGGAAGAUUUUUACGAUUUAUCACUGGAAAUCGAUGAUGUGAAGCGAGUAACCAAGUUUUUGCACAAAAACGCCGCGAAAUUAGAGGAAAACGAGGAGAUUUUGGAGGUUUUCAGGCGAAACUGCUAUGGAGUCAUCAGAUGCGCGGAAAUUGACCGGAAAAGCGGAAAAAAACAACUUUCAAGCUUCGUUUCAGCUAUUCAAAAGCUAAAAUUUCACGAAAAAGUGGCGAAAAUGGUCUAUAACGUGUUGCUUUCUCUUCCAAUGAUGAUACAAGCGAGAUGGGAGCUUUUGGCUCUGCUCUUGGGCUCUGGACUGAUAAAACAGAUGGAUGAAGUGAUUUUCAAAGAGAUAAUGGCUUGCGCCUCGGAUCAAGAUCUCGCUGCUCGGUGCUCAAGUGUGAUGCUCCAAAUUUCUUCGAAUUCGGAUACUUGUGAUAAAACUGCGGCUAUUAUAUUCAAAGGUCUAACAUCUCCAGUAGCUGCAGUUCGGAGCAAUGUUCAUCGAUCUUGGCUCUGCCGAAUAAUUACUCUUAAAAACUCUCAAAAAUGCGUGGAAACCCUCCUAAAACUCUGCAAAAAAUCGAUAAAAACCACUGGAAAUUGCUCAAAAAUCCUUCCAAUUUCAUUUCGAGAGCUUCCCGGCUUAACGUGUGUUGAUCUACAAUGGCGGGCAAUUUUAGACGAAGAGCCCGGCGAUUUUUCAGCUUUUUGCUAUUUUUCAGUGCUCCUUUCAUUGAAAAAUGCCUCAAGUCAAGUACAUAUUCAAAUCCCGGCAAACGAUGAAUUUGUGCUCGCGGAGCUCCGAAAUUCCGGCUCCUUGGACGUUUUAAAAGUGUGCUCCAAGUAUAAAAUCUACCCGGAACCACUGGAAAAUUGGAUUUUAGAGCAUUUUUCGCCGGAAAUGAUGGAAUAUAUCGAUUUUUCGAUGCUCAAAACCUUUUCCGCAGGCUUUUCACAAGUUUUUGAAGAGAAAAAGCUGGAAAUUUGCCAGGAAAAGCUGGAAAAGUUCUAUCCAGCGGAAGAUUUGGGCCGGCUUAAUGUGCAUGUGGAUUUGAGUAAGGAGAAGCUGGCAAAUGAGACUUUGGAGCAGUUUUUACAGAUUCAGCACGAAUCAGAAGAAUAUCCAUCAGUUGCCGGUGUAAUGGAGAAUCUAUCGAAACAAAAUAUUGAUGAGAGGCUUUUUUGUCAAAAAAUCUGCUUGAUUAAUGAUAUAAUGCACGAAAAAUACAGUAUUCUGAAGGAAAUUCGACGGGAAAUGUAUACGGAAUUCAUUUUUAAAAUUAUUACCAGGAUUCCGUUGAGGUCAGUUGUCGACUACGUCGGAGCAACUCUAAAAACUGAAGCUCUACAGAACCCAGAUUUCAAGAACCAGAUCUACCAAAUGUCAUGUCAACUUCUUCGAUUAGAUAAAGAAAAUGCGAGACCCUUAUCACUAUAUCACUGUUUUAUCGGUACUUGCCAACAACAGGAUACUACAGCCCGAAUUUCAGAGAUUUGGGCCAUCAUUAGAGGCCUGAAAUGUGAUGUUAAGAAGCGAAAAAUGACUGAAAUGCUGGCGAAAGUGGUGACAAGCUCGGAAAUUCAAAUCGAUCCAAGCCUGCUCUCCGACAUGACCAUCUGCUCCCUCGGGCUUCACCCCACCCGUUUCAACACUGAAUCCACUCAACUUUUCGUUGCUUCAAUAUCCAAAUUAUUGGAUUUCCGUAACGAAUCCGAACGGAUUAUGCUCUUCCAGGCCACAGCGAAUACCCCGACGCUGAUGGAUUUGAUUUCCUCAAUCCUGAGCCGCCCAUCCACCGAUUUUUCCAUCUCCGGAUUUCAAAUGAUUCUUUAUUUUUUCACACGAUUUCAUAUUGGAUCAAUGGAAUUUUAUCCAUAUAAUCAUCUUCUCAUUAUCACUAAAAUCAUCAAUUUCUGCCAUUGGAGCAUUCGAAAAUUCGCGAAAGAGCCCAUGAUUCUGAGCAUUUCAGUUGAUGCGAUUUGUGGAUUUUUACCGUGGAGUUAUCUGAGUGAAAUUGCUCUAAAUGGGCUUGAAGUUGAGAAUGAUCCUGUGGAGCAGUUGAUUGCUCAAAAUUUGAAGCACAAUCGAUUUUGUGUGCUGCUCGCGGAGCACGACAAACAGGACACCUACCUGACCAUCGAAGACUUUGAAAAACUCCCGAAAUCUGAAUUUAUCGUUGAGAUUUUACGGAAAAAAGACGCUGGAAAUGAUUCUCUAAACGAUUUGGGUCAGAAAUUGAGAGAAAUCACCGGAAAAUCGAUGAAUUUUGAGGAAAAGCAUGCAAAUUUACUCGCUUGUGGAAUUUUGUUCGAAAAAUCGGUGGAAAUUAUGGAAAAUGCUGAAAAAUCGAAAGAUUUAGGUCAAAAAUGGAAAAAUCAAUAUCCGCCACGUGGAUUUUUGGAUAACCUCAUGGAAUCUUUCGCGGCCACCAAUUCCUGCAUAAAUCCGGAGGAAAUUCAAAAUUGGUGGCUUGAAAAGUGUCUAGGAAUGAUGGAAAUUGUACGGAAGAAGAUUAUCGAUUUUUAUUGAUUUUUUUUUGUUGAAUUUAUACUGUUUGUGUUUUUUAUUGUUAAUUUUUAAUACAAGUAU